Phaedon cochleariae (mustard beetle) is the source of this 3174-nucleotide messenger RNA. Lineage: Eukaryota; Metazoa; Arthropoda; Insecta; Coleoptera; Chrysomelidae. The record is from the annotation of a GenBank genome assembly.
ACUGCCUCAGAGGAAUCGAAGAUCGAAGGAUUGAAAUAGUUUUUCACAAUAUUUUGGCAUACGAAUCGUGUUUUUUGCGCCAUUCAUUAAUUCAAGCAUGCCUUCUAGCUCAUUGUACUGUUAUUGUACAAUGCACAAAAAAUGCAGCGACAGACGAAGGAAUAUGAUUUUUCAGACAUUGAACAGAAGAAAAUGACCGCUGUUGAACAAUCUUGUUACACCAUUAUAAACUUGCCUACUGAUACAGAACCUUACAAUGAGAUGCAACUCAAAAUGGAUCUUGAAAAAGGCGAAACCAAAGUGAAAAUACGAUCCCUAGAAAAAAUUAUCCACAUGAUUUUGGCGGGCGAACGACUUCCCAACGGCUUUCUGAUGACUGUAAUCAGAUACAUCUUGCCACUUCAAGACCAUUUGGCUAAAAAAUUAUUGCUAAUUUUUUGGGAAAUCGUACCGAAAACAUCACCAGAUGGAAAAUUAUUACAAGAAAUGAUUCUCGUUUGUGAUGCGUACAGAAAGGAUCUGCAGCACCCCAAUGAGUUCCUCAGAGGAUCGACGCUGAGAUUUUUGUGUAAACUCAAAGAACCCGAGCUACUCGAACCCCUGAUGCCCAGCAUCCGAGCUUGCCUAGAGCACAGACACAGCUAUGUCAGAAGGAAUGCAGUGUUGGCCAUAUUCACCAUUUACCGCAACUUCGAAUUCCUCAUACCAGAUGCGCCCGAACUGAUCUCGACCUACCUGGACGGAGAGCAAGAUAUGUCUUGCAAACGUAAUGCUUUCCUUAUGCUCCUACAUGCAGAUCAAGAUCGAGCUCUGUCAUAUCUAGCAUCUUGCUUGGACCAGGUGACUUCUUUCGGUGACAUUCUGCAGUUGGUCAUCGUUGAACUCAUUUACAAAGUGUGCCAUUCGAAUCCUUCUGAACGUUCGAGAUUCAUUCGCUGCAUCUAUAACCUUCUGAAUUCGAAUAGUCCUGCGGUGAGAUAUGAAGCUGCAGGAACUUUGGUUACACUGUCUAGCGCUCCGACAGCCGUCAAAGCUGCAGCUAGCUGUUACAUCGAACUCAUCAUCAAAGAGAGCGAUAACAAUGUGAAACUGAUCGUGUUGGAUAGACUGAUCGCUCUCAAGGAUCAUCCGAGCCACGAACGCGUUCUGCAAGACCUAGUCAUGGACAUUUUGAGAGUGCUCUCGGCCCCCGAUUUGGAAGUUCGCAAGAAAACUUUGAAUCUAGCGAUGGAGCUGGUGAAUUCACGCAAUAUUGAAGAGAUGGUGUUGGUGCUCAAGAAGGAGGUUUCGAAAACGUUAGAUAGCGAACACGAAGAUACAGGAAAGUAUCGUCAGUUGUUGGUUCGCACCUUGCACACUUGCUGCAUCAAAUUUCCUGAUGUAGCUGCUACAGUUAUUCCUGUUCUGAUGGAAUUCUUGUCGGAUACGAAUGAAUUGGCGGCAACCGAUGUACUGGUCUUUGUAAGAGAAGCUAUACAGAAAUUUGAUAAUUUGCAGCCACUUAUCAUUGAGAAACUGUUAGAAUCAUUCAAAGACAUCAAAUCAGUGAAAGUUCAUCGUGCUGCCCUCUGGAUUUUGGGUGAAUAUGCGACGACAAUACCAGACAUAGAAUCAGUUAUAAAAGAAAUAAAUAUGACAUUGGGUGAGUGCCCCCUUCUAGAUACAGAACAAAAACUAAAUUCAGGGGAUGUGAAUGAAUCAGUACCCACACAAACUAGCACAACUACUACCCUGGUUACCUCUGAUGGUACUUACGCUACUCAGUCUUCUUUCAACACAGUGAGUAAAUCGAAUAAAGAAAAAAGGCCACCUUUACGUCAGUAUUUGAUGGAUGGAGAUUUCUUCAUUGGAGCUGCUCUUGCAACAACUUUAACCAAGUUAGCAUUACGGUACGGAAAUAUUGCUUCACCCGUUCAGAAAAAUAAAUUCGAUGCCGAAGUUAUGCUCAUCAUGGCUGGAAUAGUUCAUCUGGGCAAGUCUGGUCUACCAUCCAAACCGAUCACGAACGACGACAAAGACCACGUCCUGUUCUGCCUUCGAGUCCUCUCCGACCGCACAGCGCACAUCAUCGACAUAUUCACGCAGCAUUGCCGGCUCGCCAUCGGCGAGAUGCUGCUCGCCAAAGAGAUCGAGGAGGCGGUGCACCAGAAGACGAAGGAGAAGUCCGGCAAUGCCGUCCACACGGACGACGCGAUCAGCUUCGUGCAGCUCGAGGGGGACAAGAGCGGGGAAUUAGGGGAGAACGUGUUCGAGACGUCGUUGUCUCAGGCUCUGGUGGGAGGCAGAGGAGGUGCAGGAGAAUCACUUUCUGGUACCAACAAGCUGAACAAAAUAACCCAGCUCACUGGAUUCUCUGAUCCCGUUUAUUCGGAGGCGUAUGUGCACGUCAACCAAUACGACAUCGUCUUGGAUGUCCUCAUCGUCAAUCAAACUAACGACACCUUGCAGAACUGUACUCUGGAGUUGGCGACGUUAGGCGAUUUGAAGUUAGUGGAAAAGCCUCAGCCGGUCGUUUUGGCACCUAAGGAUUUCUGUAACAUCAAGGCGAACGUGAAGGUUGCCUCUACAGAAAACGGCAUAAUUUUCGGAAAUAUAGUUUAUGAUGUGAGCGGUGCCGCUUCAGAUAGAAAUGUAGUAGUUCUCAAUGAUAUCCACAUUGAUAUCAUGGAUUAUAUUGUUCCUGCUGGUUGUACCGAUUCAGAAUUCAUGAGAAUGUGGGCUGAAUUCGAAUGGGAAAACAAGGUGACCGUCAACACCCCCCUCACCAACCUCGCCGACUACCUGCAGCACCUGCUGAAAAGCACCAACAUGAAGUGCCUGACUCCGGAGAAAGCGCUGAGCGGCCAGUGCGGCUUCAUGGCCGCCAACAUGUACGCCAAGUCGAUAUUCGGGGAGGACGCUCUGGCCAAUCUGAGCAUCGAGAAGCCGUUCGACAAGCCGGACGCGCCCGUGGCGGGGCAUAUCAGGAUAAGGGCCAAGAGCCAGGGAAUGGCAUUGAGCUUAGGAGAUAAAAUAAAUAUGACACAAAAAGGUAUUCAGAGUAAAGUUGUAGCUGCUUGAUUUUAAUCUAGAAUCAAUUGUCCAUUGUUUAAGGACUAUAAUAUAUAUUAUAUUUGUUAAGAGUCUACGAGUUUGUCCAUAUUAUAAAUAAAACAUAUAUAUACAUUUAGUAAG